Messenger RNA from Haliotis rufescens (red abalone), 2362 nucleotides. Its product is annotated as HHIP-like protein 1. Bases 218 to 589 code for a protein of 123 amino acids. The transcript has 5 exons. The record is from RefSeq and is a predicted model, not a curated record. NCBI's taxonomy places the organism in Eukaryota, Metazoa, Mollusca, Gastropoda, Lepetellida, Haliotidae.
UAAAUUCUGUGAGAUGUAAGUGAAAUGUUGUUGAAAGGCACUAAACCCAGCUCACUCUCCCAUACAGAACCAGCCUUCUCGGGAAGAUAUUGAGAGUUGAUGUGGUUGAACCGGGUUUGUGGGCGGCUCAGCACUCCGGUACGGCAUUCCCGCAAGCAAUCCGUUUUUGGACAAGAAACCAUGGAGACAGGAGGUGUUUGCAUACGGAUGUCGUAAUAUGUGGCGAUGUAGCCAAGACACAGUUGCUAACAGAAAUGGUGAGCGGCGUAUAUUCUGUGGCGAUCCAGAAGAGCGAGCUUAUGAAGAGAUCAAUCUCAUCCGCAGUGGGAGGAACAUCAAGGAGUGGAACGAGUGCUUUGACAGCUUAAAGUGCAGCAAUGGAACAGUAGAGAACGAAGCGCUGCCGAUCUACAUGUACAUGCACACCAACCUCUUCCAUGCUGUCGUCGGGGGAUAUGUGUACAGAGGCAGGAAUCUUCUUGACUUGUACGGGCGCUAUCUGUACGGAGACGCCAUGACCGGUGCCAAAAGACCAAAUAUCAUAGUUUGGGCGACGCUUAGAUCUAAACCAAAGACCAGAGGAUACUAGAAACAGAUAACAGAUGAAAAUCAGCACACAUGAAUUCCGAUGCAUUAUGCCUCCAGACUACCCGUGCCAUUUGAAAGUCACAUUAGUCACCUGAAAGGGUAUAUGCCAGUGACACUAGGAUGAGAUGCUUCCGGUUUGUGAUGGAAAUCAGUGUCCGUGUGACACCAGGGAGCGACCCAGAGACUUCCUACUGACCUUUGGUCAAGAUGAACAAGGAGAGAUAUACCUUCUGACGACGUCUUCAAUAACGGCUUCCAAAGACGAUGACGUUGCUUUGAAAAUAGUGUCAUCACUUGGGGAGGUACUUUCUUAUCUCACGCCAGGAUAUCAAUAUUUUAUGCGGCUGUGUAAGACGUCUCGGAGGUAAGCCAAUGUAUUAACCUUAGAUUUAAGAAAAGGUAUGCCUGCACCAGGACCGAACACACAUUACAGGUAACAGUAGAUCAAGGCAUUGCUUUGUUAGGAUAAUCUUGUUAGGAACCACAAAACAUUUGUUUCAGGAAAUCCCACGUGUCUGGUGAACAGUUAUAAUUUAAAUGUAAACUCUGCGGUCAAAUAGUGCCUCCAGUAUUUGUUAAACAAUGAAACAAGCCUCUGUCCCCGACCCCUCCUCCUCCACCUCCAAAACAUCAACGGACUUUCCCUUAAAAACACUAUAAAUUCACAUUGGUUCCAGCAGCCAACACUCGUGCAUGUUAUGUUUACUUUAGGUAGACAUACAUGUGAAUCAUGUUCAGGGUGCUUAAUACGCACACAUAAACUAAAUAUAAGACUGUGUACGUUUGCAGAGUUUUGCACCACUCUUUUAUAUCGCUAUUCUUUUACCUUGAAGGAUGCAAAAUUGUAUUUAGUAUGUAUCCAUCAAACCCAUCACACUCCAUGAAUUCUAUUGUCCAGCGGCCGCAGUGCAUAGCCGAACAAAUUAGUAUUAUGGUCAGCAUUGGUCAGUACACAACACUGCUGAUGGUGACCUGCUUGAUUGAUCGUUCCCCUCCUUAUUAAAGCAAGAAACCUUUUGUUAUCUGAUACAUUUUGUCUUAUGUAUAUAUAUUCUAGAUGGUCUAUGUUUUUACAUGUGGUGUUCAUGACAACGGUGCUUGUACAUACAGCAAUCAACGAUGAUCAUAUGUUUCAAAGGUAUAGCUUCAUGUAAAAUAAACGCCCCAAAUUAGUUCAUAUCAGGAAACAGACGCAAUUUCCUGUCAUCGCAUGCAUUGUCUACUUAUUUGAGCUUGUUUCAAUCAUGUCAAAUUUGGCUUUUGGUCCUGUGAUUGAUUUGUUUGCGUGUUUUUUACAAUAAAAUCAAAGCUGCUCUACUCUACGCUUCGUGAAUUGAUUUCCAUUGAUAGGAAAUACAGGGCAUUAGAGGUAAUACAAGGCAUGAUAGGUAAUACAGGGCAUUAGAGGUAGAACAGGACAUUAGAGGUAGUACAGGGCAUUAGAGGUAAUACAGGGCAUGAUAGGUAAUACAGGGCAUGAUAGGUAAUACAGGGCAUUAGAGGUAGUAGCGCAUUAGAGGAAAUACAGGGCAUUAGAGGUAAUACAGGGCAUGAUAGGUAAUACAGGGCAUGAAAGGUAAUACAUCGCAUUAGAGGAAAUACAGGGCAUUAGAGGUAAUACAGGGCAUGAUAGGAAAUACAGGGCAUUAGAGGUAGUACAGGGCAUUAGAGGUAAUACAGGGCAUGAUCGGUAAUACAGGGCAUUAGAGGUAAUACAGGGCAUGAUAGGUAAUACAGGAGAUUAGAGGUAGUACAGGGCAUUAGAGGUAAUACA